Molecule: messenger RNA, 7457 nt
Organism: Marmota flaviventris (yellow-bellied marmot)
Lineage: Eukaryota; Metazoa; Chordata; Mammalia; Rodentia; Sciuridae
Source: RefSeq, a predicted model, not a curated record
AAUCCAGUGAUUUAAAAUGCUAGAAGGAAAAGCAACUGAGGUCUCAACUUUGAGAUGCUGAAUUCUCAGCUAAUUGAAAUUACUGGGCACAAUGCUAUAUAUAGCCAAUGAAGAGAUUUUGAGCUCUCACUCAGUGCCUUCAAGACAUGUCGUUUUGUAGUCAGAGAAAACAGAGAUCAAUGCAUUUUCAAACUGACAGAGGGAACGGAUGCUCCUUAGUAGCACAUGCCCAGGAUCGUGUGUGUGGGGCUUGCGCUGUGCUGAGAAGCUGAAUACCGGUCCAUAUGCUCCUUAUUUACUGCAAUGUUCUUUGCAUGUUACUGUGCACUCCGGACUAACGUGAAGAAGUAUCGAUAUCAAGAUGAGGAUGCUCCACAUGAUCAUUCCUUGCCUCGGCUAACUCAUGAAGUAAGAGGUCCAGAACUUGUGCAUGUAUCAGAAAAGAACCUGUCCCAAAUAGAAAAUGUCCAUGGAUACGUUUUACAGUCACACAUUUCUCCCCUGAAGGCCAGCCCUGCUCCUAUAAUUGUCAACACAGAUACUUUGGACACGAUUCCUUAUGUCAAUGGGACAGAAAUUGAAUAUGAAUUUGAAGAAAUUACACUGGAGAGGGGGAAUUCUGGACUGGGAUUCAGUAUUGCUGGAGGGACAGAUAAUCCCCACAUUGGAGAUGACCCUGGCAUAUUUAUUACAAAGAUUAUACCCGGAGGUGCUGCAGCAGAGGAUGGCAGACUCAGGGUCAAUGAUUGUAUCUUGCGGGUGAAUGAAGUGGAUGUGUCAGAGGUUUCCCACAGUAAAGCGGUGGAAGCUCUCAAAGAAGCAGGGUCUAUUGUCCGGUUGUAUGUGCGUAGAAGACGACCCAUUUUAGAGACCGUUGUGGAAAUCAAGCUGUUCAAAGGGCCUAAAGGUUUAGGCUUCAGUAUUGCAGGAGGUGUGGGGAACCAGCACAUUCCUGGAGACAACAGCAUUUAUGUGACAAAAAUUAUAGAUGGUGGAGCUGCACAAAAAGAUGGAAGGUUGCAAGUAGGAGACAGACUACUAAUGGUAAACAACUACAGUUUAGAAGAAGUGACACAUGAAGAAGCAGUAGCAAUAUUGAAGAACACAUCUGAUGUAGUUUAUCUAAAAGUUGGCAAACCUACCACCAUUUAUAUGACUGAUCCUUAUGGUCCACCUGAUAUUACUCACUCUUAUUCUCCACCAAUGGAAAACCAUCUACUCUCUGGCAACAAUGGCACAUUAGAAUACAAAACAUCCCUGCCGCCCAUCUCUCCAGGAAGGUACUCGCCAAUUCCAAAGCACAUGCUUGUUGAAGAUGACUACACCAGGCCGCCGGAACCUGUUUACAGCACUGUGAACAAACUGUGUGAUAAGCCUGCUUCUCCCAGGCACUAUUCCCCUGUUGAGUGUGACAAAAGCUUCCUUCUCUCAGCUCCCUACCCCCACUACCACCUAGGCCUGCUCCCUGACUCUGAGAUGACCAGUCAUUCCCAACACAGCACUGCGACCCGUCAGCCUUCAGUGACUCUCCAACGGGCCAUCUCCCUAGAAGGGGAGCCCCGCAAGGUGGUCCUGCACAAAGGCUCCACUGGCUUGGGCUUCAACAUCGUGGGCGGGGAAGAUGGAGAAGGUAUUUUUGUAUCUUUCAUUCUGGCGGGUGGACCAGCAGACCUGAGUGGGGAGCUCCAGAGAGGAGACCAGAUCCUAUCAGUGAAUGGCAUUGACCUCCGUGGAGCAUCUCAUGAACAGGCAGCUGCUGCAUUAAAGGGAGCUGGACAGACGGUGACCAUUAUAGCACAAUAUCAACCUGAAGAUUACGCUCGAUUUGAGGCCAAAAUCCAUGACCUACGGGAGCAGAUGAUGAACCACAGCAUGAGCUCCGGGUCUGGGUCCCUGCGAACCAAUCAGAAACGCUCCCUCUAUGUCAGAGCCAUGUUUGACUAUGACAAAAGCAAGGACAGUGGGCUGCCAAGUCAAGGACUUAGCUUUAAAUACGGAGAUAUUCUCCAUGUUAUCAAUGCCUCUGAUGAUGAGUGGUGGCAAGCCAGAAGAGUCACUCUGGAGGGAGACAGCGAGGAGAUGGGCGUCAUCCCUAGCAAACGGAGGGUGGAAAGAAAAGAACGUGCCCGAUUGAAGACAGUGAAGUUUAAUGCAAAACCUGGAGUGAUUGACUCAAAAGGGGACAUCCCCGGAUUAGGUGACGACGGUUAUGGAACAAAGACUCUGAGAGGGCAAGAAGACCUCAUUCUUUCCUAUGAGCCUGUCACAAGGCAGGAAAUAAACUAUACCCGGCCAGUGAUUAUCCUGGGCCCCAUGAAGGAUCGAAUCAAUGACGACUUGAUAUCUGAAUUUCCUGAUAAAUUUGGCUCCUGUGUGCCUCAUACUACAAGGCCGAAGCGUGACUAUGAAGUGGAUGGGAGAGACUAUCACUUUGUCAUUUCCAGAGAACAAAUGGAGAAAGAUAUUCAAGAGCACAAAUUUAUAGAAGCUGGCCAGUACAAUGACAAUUUAUAUGGAACCAGUGUGCAAUCUGUGAGAUUUGUAGCAGAAAGGGGCAAACACUGUAUCCUUGACGUAUCAGGAAACGCUAUCAAGCGAUUACAAGUUGCCCAGCUCUAUCCUAUUGCCAUCUUCAUAAAGCCCAAGUCUCUGGAACCUCUAAUGGAGAUGAAUAAGCGUCUGACAGAGGAGCAAGCCAAGAAAACCUAUGAUCGAGCAAUUAAGCUAGAACAAGAAUUUGGAGAAUAUUUUACAGCUAUUGUCCAAGGAGACACCUUAGAAGAUAUAUAUAACCAAUGCAAGCUUGUAAUUGAAGAGCAAUCUGGGCCUUUCAUCUGGAUUCCCUCAAAGGAAAAGUUAUAAAUUAGCUACUGCGCCUCUGAUGACAGAAGAGCAUUUAGAAGAACAAAAUAUAUAUAAUAUACUACUUGGAGGCUUUUAUGUUUUUGUUGCAUUUAUGUUUUUGCAGUCAAUGUGAAUUCUUAUGAAUGUACAACACAAACUGUGUGAAGCCAUGAAGGAAACGGAGGGGCCAAAGGGUGGGACAGAAAGGACACUGCAGAAUGCAGGAAGGCUUUGGUUUGCUCAAAGUACCAGGUGUAGGGAUGAACCUCUGACAGGCUUUCUGCCCAAGAGAUGGGCAGCCUCCUCACCCCAGCAGAUGUCCAGAGCUGAUUUAGCUGCUGAGCUCUCUGUGUUUUUUUGCUUUAAAGAAAAGUUGCCAGCACUUGAACCUCACCAAUCUUCCCAUUUCCCACAUCUGUAAUUGGUAUUCUUCGAGUUUUAUAACUAUGCACAUCCUUUGAUUUCUUAACAAGCAAAGGAAAUAAAGAAGGAAUAAAAGAAAGGAGUCCCUCUGGAGACGACAUACUAUCAGGGAAGGAUAAUUGUAUAGUUUUCUUGACUGGCAUCUGCAAAGACAAGCAUUUCAUAAAAUUCACAAGUGUAUGGAGGACUAACCUUAUGAGAGGAGGGGAUUCCACCUGGGAUUAGCUUUAUGAUUGUUGAUUGUCUAUUUUGCCAUUUAUAAACUGAAAGAAGGCACUACAGAUGAGAAUAAUUUAUACAAUAAAAUAUAUUAAAUGUAUAGAAACGAAUUUCUAUAGGUUAAAAAAGUUUUGUGAAAUAUUUUGUAAAGACUAAUUAAUUGAAAGACUAAAUGUAUGCAUUAUCAGCAGAUGAUCAAAUUCAAGAACUGGAAGUUGCACUCUCCCUUUUGUUGCCAAUGAUCCAUUAAGAGCAUCUGAGUUCCUUCCAAGUCUGACUUCUCCCUCACUUACCUCCCAUGAUCUCCCUUGCACACUAGUGAUACACUCUUAUGGAGCACAUCCCUUAAUGAGUUGCCCUUAUGGAUAUUUUUAGAAGAUAUUUGGUUAAUAUACUUUUUAACUGAUGGCUUUUCAGAGGAAAAACUCAAGCAAAUGAUCUAAAGGGAAUUCUUGCUUUUCUCUAGUUAAAUAACCUGGGCCCACCAUGCAAAUAGUUGAAUAACUUUGUUCCUAGUUACUUGCUUACUUGGUUACUUAAAGGACCAUUUAAUAUUCUGGCCAGCCAUGAGUAAUUAGAAUUAUUCUUUUUUUUGUUGUUGUUGCACAGAGUAAUUUAGAGUUUUGUAACAGCCAGAGUUGGUGUUAGAACCAUGGGGAGAUCUGUCCCAAUAUGCACUAUUUCUUUGAGGAAGAGAGAAGUAAGUGUCUGGUUGGAGGGGUGAGGGGUUCAGGCUUUUUUGUUUCAGUAUAUAGGACAAAGAGAACCACAAGGAAAGACAAUUAUGACUUUGAGCUCAACCAAUUGAACUGCCUUCCUUGGGGAUGCACCUGGACCAAGUUUAUUUUUUAAUAAUUAUAAUGAUGAUUUUAAAAAAGAAACCUCCCAAAGCCUAUAAACUGAAACAGAAGAGUUUGUUUCCCACUUUAGAGCUGAUGGUGACAUCAGCGUUGGUUUUGCCUAAGGUAUUUAGAGAGAGACUUUUCAGUGAUAUUAAUAACCACUCAACUCUGGGUUCUGUGCAUGCCCAGAUUAAGCCCCAUCGCCUUAUUUCUGGGGUACAUCAAGACCUGGCAGGGAUUCUGCCACACUGUGCAGCAAACCAGCAUGUAGGCUGGGGUGGGAGAGCAAAAGAUAGAGUCAUCAGAGUGAUGGGGCUUCUUCACAGUAAGAACACUGGAGCUCAAAAAUGAGAGUCUCUUUCCAAAAACAAGGGUUGUUCAUCUUACACUAAAUGCCAUUGUCUGCCAGGCUGCAGUCACCAAAACAAACACAAAAAUGCAAAAUUAUGCAUCUACCUAUAGAGGCUGCCUUUGCCAAUGGAAGGGCUAGCAAUGCAUUUUCCCUCUGUUGAAAGUUAAAUUUCCAGAGACAUCCUUAGAGUGCUCAAAAUGUUAAAGAUGUGUUCAUAUCUGCAACUCUCCAGUUUCAGGUCAAGGCCAACUUUCAUCAUUAUUGCUCCCAAAAGUUUUCUGCCACCAGAAUGCCAUUCCUGAUCCCAGCUCUAUUUUUAGGCCACCAUGAUAACUUCUUUGGUUUCUCAACUGAGCAUGCAACCAUUUAUUUAGAGGACUGUCAUUAAUGAGUAGAUGUUUUCUUGGGUCGUGUGAUGUGCUUUCCAUUUAAUAGUAUUGCUGUGGCUGAGUACAAUCAAAUUGAACCACCAACCCUUGGUUUUGUAGUAAUAUAUUUAUUUUCCUAGUGUAGAUGCUUCCAGAUUAGAAUUGGCAUUUGCACUGAUUUUUUAUGUAGAUUUAUAUAAAUAUAGAUAUACAUAUAUAUUUGCUUGAAAAAUCACCAAGCGAAUUGGUGAGAGGGUCUUUUCCUAUAGAAUUUACACCUCCAUUUGUUGUGUUGUCUUGCGCUUCCCAAUGUUGAGGUCUCUAUGGCUCCAAUGAACUGGUGUAUUUUGCAGCAAAUCUAAUGACUUGAAUGGAAAUGAAAUGAAAGGUACCCAGAUUACAUCUGGUGCAAAUGCACUUGGAGCCUGGGGCCAGACUGGUGCUAACAUUGCAAACUUUGUCCGGAGCUCUCUCCAAUCUGAAGGCUUGCUGGGGGCGCAAUGUCACCUUCAUAUGCUGGGCCCUUUCAGAAAAGUGCCAGAUCGUGUCACUGGUGCUAUUUUUCAUGCUCUGGUACAAUGUGUAGCACCACGGGGGUCUCAGCUCUACCAAAAUCAAAAUCCCAUUUGUCAGCCAAUUGCUGGGGCAUUUGGGUUUUUUUUGCUUUCCUCCUGCAGGAUUUCUUGGCCAUUUAUUUUCAGGCCUUUCUCCCAGCCCCAAAUUCUUGGAUUGGCUCUAUCUGCUUAGCAAGCCCAUCUUUACAAAGCUGCACUCGGGUGCCUCUGUGAGCUGUCUUAGAUCCUACUGCCAGCCCUUCUGGACGCUGAGCCAAGGGAAAGCUUUCUGCAUCUCUGGUUCUUGCUUUUUAUUUUCCCUUUCCUCAUUCUUUCCCAGUGCUCACCUCUUCCUAUCUCAUCCCAUCCCUCUUUGUUUUUUCCUGGCUUCUUGAAGCCACUGAUCUUGUCCUAUAACCCUCCUUCACUCCCUCCCUGUUCUUUGUCCACCUCUCCUUUAGUCUCUCUCUCAAUGCCCUUUUUAUACCUUUCCUGUCCUCUCCUCUCAUCACAUCUCUGAUUAACUCUUCUCCUACACCCUCUUCCUUAACUUUUCUGUCCUAUAAAGGGCUUAUGGCUGCUUCAGACAGCAAGUCCAUACACUGGACUAAUGACACAUAUACUUGGGGUCACCAUUUUUCCUACUCAGCCCAGAAAGCAAAGCUGAGUGUGAGGCCCUGACCUGGAGCCAACUCCAGCGUGCCUCCCAGAGCCAGCCUGCACCGCUGCCCUGGCAGCGAUGAUGCAUGUGCUGUGGGCCCUGCCAGCGCCUGGGUACCUCUGCCUGAACCCUAGUCCUACACGAGCUCACUCCCAAGACCACCCCGAGUCUCUGAGGACACUUCCUUUCAUAAAGGCAGACUCUGGCCCCAACAAUUAUUCUGACAGCAAACCUCUUCCUUCUCAUUGAAGCCAUGUCAUCGCCUUGGUUUGGAGAGAGAUGAUUUUUUCCUCCUACUUUCUUUUUCCCAUUUUCAUGUGAAGCCCCCUCUGCUUUUCAGCUGGUGAUUGCUCCGGUGAGAUUGAAUGGACUUGCUGGUAAAAUGACAACUUUUUCUUUCCUGUCUUGGUCCUGCCUAAAAUUCCUACAAAAAAAAAAAAAAUUAAGCCAAGGACUCAGGCUAGUUCUUAAAUUUAUCAUACGAAUUUGUCACUUCUAGGGAAAAAAAAAAAAGGAUCAACUCCCUUAAAGCAUGUGGAGUAGCUCCUGUGACAACCAAUUUUCCAGGAGACUCCCUACAGAACUCUGUGGAUAUACCUUUUACUUAUGUGUAUGUAUGGUCUAUGUGAUAUGCAUAUCAUGUAUACACAUAUUACAUUAGGUAUGAAUGAAUGUGGUUGGAAACUCACACACACACUCCAGUCUGUAAAUAUCCUUCCUCACUGAAACCUGUGCUUUGGAAAUCAUUUCUUGUACAGCUGUGCAGUUUCUUGUAGCAGCUGAGGACAAGCUAAGACAGGAGGACAGUUUAGACAAAAUGAGCUAAAAGAGUAGAGUACAGUAUCUCCCUAGCAAUUCCUGAGAACAGACAAACCAAGUGGGAAGGUUGACUCCCAAUGGAUGGCAAACUUUUCUUCUCUCCCUUUUGAAUUUGUGUUUUCUAAGUGUGUCUUAACUUUUGAGUGCACCAGGUUGUACCUGUUAGAUCCUUUGAAUAUGACAAUUUUGUGCUUCUCUCUGACAGGAUGUUUCUCCACUGAGCUGUAGUACAGGAGGGGAGGGAGGGGGGAUUACUCCUUGCCUGGGCUGGAGUUUACAGAGACACUGCACAGCUUACACUCCUGUUAAGUGUAAAUAUUCAACACUUCCAUUCCAUUUGUGUAAAAAAUAAAGCACACACGAUUAUAAAAUCAA